Artibeus jamaicensis (Jamaican fruit-eating bat) is the source of this 1619-nucleotide messenger RNA. RefSeq names its product phosphorylase kinase catalytic subunit gamma 2 (gene PHKG2). Gene Ontology annotation, cellular component: phosphorylase kinase complex. Bases 126 to 1346 code for a protein of 406 amino acids. The transcript has 10 exons. Gene Ontology annotation, molecular function: ATP binding; phosphorylase kinase activity; calmodulin binding. The record is from RefSeq and is a predicted model, not a curated record. NCBI's taxonomy places the organism in Eukaryota, Metazoa, Chordata, Mammalia, Chiroptera, Phyllostomidae. Gene Ontology annotation, biological process: protein phosphorylation; glycogen biosynthetic process.
CCGGAGGUUAUUGCCGGCAGCGACCAGGGUAAGGAACUAGACAGAAGCAAAGUCCGCGACUGAGCGGCCUCGCGUGGUCCCCAGCUUCAUUCCUUUCCCCAACGCAGGCCCCCACCUCCGUCAGAAUGACUCUGGACGUGGGACCGGAGGAUGAGCUGCCCGACUGGGCCGCGGCCAAGGAGUUUUACCAGAAGUACGACCCUAAGGACAUCAUUGGCAGAGGAGUAAGCUCUGUGGUCCGCCGUUGUGUUCAUCGAGCUACUGGCCAUGAGUUUGCUGUGAAAAUCAUGGAGGUGACAGCUGAGCGACUGAGUCCUGAGCAGUUGGAGGAGGUGCGAGAAGCUACACGGCGAGAGACACACAUUCUUCGCCAGGUCGCUGGCCACCCCCACAUCAUCACUCUCAUCGAUUCCUACGAGUCUUCUAGCUUCAUGUUCCUGGUGUUUGACCUGAUGCGGAAGGGAGAGCUGUUUGACUAUCUCACAGAGAAGGUGGCCCUCUCAGAAAAGGAAACAAGGUCCAUCAUGAGGUCUCUGCUGGAAGCAGUGAGCUUUCUCCAUGCCAACAACAUUGUGCACCGAGAUCUGAAGCCUGAGAAUAUUCUCCUAGAUGACAAUAUGCAGAUCCGACUUUCAGAUUUUGGGUUCUCCUGCCACUUGGAACCUGGCGAGAAGCUUCGAGAGUUGUGUGGGACCCCAGGAUAUCUAGCACCAGAGAUCCUUAAAUGCUCCAUGGAUGAAACCCACCCAGGCUAUGGCAAGGAGGUUGACCUCUGGGCCUGUGGGGUGAUCUUGUUCACACUUUUGGCUGGCUCACCACCAUUCUGGCACCGGCGUCAGAUCCUGAUGUUACGCAUGAUCAUGGAAGGCCAGUACCGGUUCAGUUCACCCGAGUGGGAUGACCGUUCAAAUACAGUAAAAGACCUGAUUUCGAGACUGCUGCAGGUGGAUCCUGAGGAGCGCCUGACAGCUGAGCAAGCGCUACAGCACCCCUUCUUUGAACGAUGUGAAGGCAGCCAAGCCUGGAACCUCACCCCUCGACAGCGGUUUCGGGUGGCAGUGUGGACAGUGUUGGCUGCUGGACGAGUGGCCUUAAGCAUCCAUAAUGCACGGCAGCUGACCAAGGGUGCACUGUUGAGGGAUCCCUACGCACUGCGGCCAGUGAGGCGCCUCAUUGACAGCUGUGCCUUCCGGCUGUAUGGGCACUGGGUAAAGAAGGGCGAGCAGCAGAACCGGGCAGCCCUCUUCCAGCACCGGCCCCCUGGACCUUUUCCCAUCAUGGGCCCUGAAGAGGAGGGGGACUCAGCUGCUAUCAUGGAGGAUGAGGCCAUGCUGGUAUUGGGUUAGCACAUUAGCCCCUGGGUAAUCCUAGAAAGCAGGACUCUCCAGGAGGAUUUUUAUUAUUCCAGCCCCUUUGAGCUCUGGCCUCAGGCCCUACUGCCUGGCCAAACCCACCACUGAUCAUACUGUCAUAAAGACCAGCCCUAUACACCUACCCCAACUGGCCAAGCCUUUUGAGAUCAGAGCUGCGGUGGAAAGGAGCCACUCAGAAUGUUGUGCCUGUCCUUGUUAGUACUGCCUGUGCUGUAUAUACAAUAAAAUCUACACCAGGGAGCGCCA